This is a messenger RNA of Colossoma macropomum (tambaqui), 2828 nucleotides long. It is a transcript of the gene ccdc102a, whose product is annotated as coiled-coil domain containing 102A. Gene Ontology annotation, cellular component: myosin complex. Bases 226 to 1974 code for a protein of 582 amino acids. Lineage: Eukaryota; Metazoa; Chordata; Actinopteri; Characiformes; Serrasalmidae. The record is from RefSeq and is a predicted model, not a curated record. The transcript is spliced from 9 exons.
AGCAACGCUCUGUCGCUGGAAAAAAAUUCCUGUAGGGAAGCGACAGCGCCGAACUCGGGAACUGUGGGCUCGGCGGAAAGGAGGACAGCUGAACGGCCGAGAGAGGCGAUUUUCCGCACCGUCCCUCCACCGCUGGUCCGUUUUUCCAGGGAAUCAUGUUGCCUUCCCGAUUGGACCCGCUAGCCUGUUAGUUCUUCUCUGCCUGGACUAAUCAUCGGCUCAGUCAUGAAUCACACGCCCAGCCCCCACAUGGCCGAAGCCGCCAAGUCUGGGGCGGGCCUGCUCUGUGGUCUGGGUCUGGGGCCGGACCGGGUACGCUCCCCGGACAGCCUGACCCACACACCUAGCCCCACGGGUGGCACACCCAGCUCCAGCCCCCCUUUGCUGCUGUCUCCAGGGCUGGGCUGCGAGGGCGCCGGUGGUGACUGGGAGAGUCGUGAGGAACUUCGUCUGCGCGAGCUGGAGGAGGCUCGGGCGCGGGCCGCUCAGAUGGAGAAGACCAUGCGCUGGUGGUCGGACUGUACGGCCAACUGGAGGGAGAAGUGGAGUAAAGUCCGUGCUGAGAGGAACCGGGCACGGGACGAGGUCAGGCAGCUGCGGCAGCGUCUAGAUGCCCUUACGAAGGAACUGACUGGGGUGCGCCGCGAACGGCAGGAACUGGUGGCUGAAAAUGAGCAGCUUCGUCUCGAGGCCCAAAGGCUCCGGGCUGACCAGAGCUCCCCAUCCAACGCCCCUGUCUCUGCACCACCAUCCAACUCCUCCACAGCCUCUUCCCCCUCGAACCAGCCAGCUGGCUCGGACAGUAAACAGCAUAGCCAGGAGGAUGAGAGGGUGGGAGAAGGUCCAGGCUCCCCAGAGCCAGAACCUGUCAGGGAUGUGGGAAAUGAGAAACCAGAAAGGCAAAAGGAGCUGCAGCUGUUGGAAGCUCUGCUGAGGGCCAAGGCGGAGUCUCCGGACUCGUGGGAUGCGCGCAGUGCCAGCAGUCUGCGCACGGCUCUCAGCCGGCAGGACCGGAACAGGCUGCUGUGGGACGACCUGAGUAGCCUGGAGGAGGACUCCACCAAACUCAACGCCCUCCAGCUACGCCUGGACGAAUCCCAGAAAGUUCUGCUGAAGGAACGCGAGGAUAAACAUGCACUCAGCAAAAGCAUUGAGAAACUGGAGGCUGAGCUGAGCCAGUGGAAACUGAAAUAUGAGGAGCUGAACAAGAGCAAACAAGAGGCUCUUAAACAGCUGAACCUGCUGAAGGAGGUGCAUCAAGAUGAGCUUGGCCGCAUGUCUGAAGAUUUGGAGGAUGAACUUGGAGCUCGCACGAGCAUGGACAAGAAACUGGCUGAGCUUCGAGCAGAGAUGGAACGUCUGCAGGUGGAGAACGCAGCGGAGUGGGGCCGACGGGAGCGGCUGGAGACGGAGAAGCUGGCGCUGGAGCGCGACAACAAGAAGCUGCGCGCCCAGAUGGAGGACCUGGAGGAGCAGCUGGCGCGCAAGCGCAGGCAGGCGGCCAGCGCCCUGGACACUGACCUCAAGACUAUCCAGAGUGAGCUGUUUGAGAGGAACAAGGAGCUAGCAGACCUGCGGCACGUCCACACGAAGCUGAAAAAGCAGUACCAGGAGAAGAUGGCGGAGCUGGCCCAUGCUAACCGGCGGGUGGAGCAGCACGAGGCUGAAGUAAAGAAGCUGAGACUGAGAGUGGAGGAGCUGAAGAAAGAGCUGGGCCAGGCCGAGGACGAGCUCGAUGAAGCUCAUAACCAGACCAGGAAGCUCCAGAGGUCUCUGGAUGAGCAAGUGGAGCAGUCGGAGAACCUUCAAGUUCAACUAGAGCACCUCCAGUCUAGGCUGAGGCGUCAGCAGAACCCUGGCUUGUUUAGCAAGAUGAGAACCUCAUCUUCGGCGCGCUUUAGCCCUGAUGACCCUGAUGCGCCCCCCAGCGACCCUGACGAUGAGGAGGUGGAGCUGCAACUUCAGAUUCCCUGAACGCCAGCCCCUGCGAAUGUACAGCGCCCUCACCAGUCUCCGUCCUGCAUUUCAAACACUACUUUCAUUUCAGAACUGGGACCAAAAACAAGGCCAGCAUACAAAAACUAGAGGACUCAGAGGCUUUGAGGCGAACGGAUUCUGAUCUGAUGUGUCACCCUGUGGCUCCCUGACACACAGCGGCAGGUUCCCUAUUGCUACCUGUGCAGAACUUGAAAAAGGCUGUGGUUGGAGGGAGACGUGACGCUGGUGUCAAACACAUCCUGCUAUCCCAUUAUCUCCCCUAUUACUCCUUCUUCUGUUCUCCUGCAUGUGGGUUUGUAUGCUGCUCCAGUCCUGUCUAAUUCUGUUACUCCUAAACUUUCUGUUACCCUUCAGUUACGGUCUUCUCCCAUCCAGCCAUUUCCUCUUCUACUUUGCUCAGUCUUAUCUAUUUCUCGUUCCAUUUUCCACUUCUGUCAUCUCUCUAUCUCAAAUGCCCUCUUUCCUCCUCUUCCAUCUCAGAUUCCCUCUCUCAGCUGACAUUGUAUUUCCAGAACUACCCAUUCAGAACGUGGUGUUAAUCUAUCUUCCAUGCUUGGUGAGCACGAUGACCGAGCUGUGCUGCCGUCAAGGGCUGGAGAGUGGACUUGUGUGGACCUCUACUGUCCUGUAUAAAUGUUCUGAGGCUUUUUGUAGGUAAAACCACUUCCAUUGUCUUUGCCUUGGUGCCAGUGUAUUUGCGGUGGAUUGUGGGAGGGGGGAAUCAGAGAGAUUGGCAGAAUCCGUUUAAGCAAUAAGACCAUCUCCUGGAGAGACCUCAUCAGUUGGGACCAAACGGGGACGUUUUUACUGGUCAUAUUGAAAAAUAUUUA